Messenger RNA from Saccostrea cuccullata (small rock oyster), 922 nucleotides. RefSeq lists its product as uncharacterized. The record is from RefSeq and is a predicted model, not a curated record. The transcript has a single exon. Lineage: Eukaryota; Metazoa; Mollusca; Bivalvia; Ostreida; Ostreidae. The coding region runs from base 184 to 714 and encodes 176 amino acids.
AUCAUCUCAUUUUAAAUACUUGUUUAAUAAGCAGCUCAGAAUGAGACAAGACAAAUUGAAAGUAGACUUUGUUUGGAGGAAAUUACCUGAAAAUCCCCCAAAGAAGAACGCAAAUCUUUAAAUAUUGACUGCAAUAGAAUAAUUACACUAUUAUCAUUCUGGACAUAUAUGUGAUAGGACAAAAUGGCUUUCGCAAUUGGAAACGUUCGUUUGCAAGUAAAGGAGACGGGGCGUACAGUUACGGUACCAAAUGAUCCCAGAGCUAAGCUUAUGUAUUACCUAGAUUGCGUGUGUAAUGCUUUAGCACUGGACAGCUCGGACACUCAGAAUAUUGAACGACUGCGAGACUAUCAAAACUAUCGAUAUUUGAGUGAAGAACAAAAAAGUGAGCUCCUGAUAUUGUGUGCAAUGAUAUCUCCUGACGUGCUUCUGAACAAGGUUUUCUUCCAAAAUGAUGAAAUGUGUGGCGACAAAAGCAACAACUUCUUUGAAAUUGGAACCAUCUCAAACAGAAUGUUAGUCUCGAGAUCGAUCGUCAUUGGUGGUCAAACAAGAAAUAUCCGAAAAAUCAUGACCUUUAAAAUGGAUUGGUUAAGGACUUAUUACAUCACACCCAUGCAAGCCAUGGCGCGGGAAAUGGAAGAGGCGGAGGAGAGACGAAGGCGUGCAAUUGCUGCACGAAGACGAAAUGAUGACAGUUGCAUUAUUUUGUGAAGUAAUAUCAAUGCAAGGAGUAAAAUCACUACGUUGUGUGUAUAUACAUGUAAUUGCAAAAGGAACUACUAGAUCUGAUUUAACCUUUGUGAAUCCAAUAACGUUAAAUGUUGUGCUGUACAAAGCUUCUUUCAAGAUGUGUUUUGUUGAAUAACUCAUUUGAUUACUUUAUUUUUUAUUACAGUCUUUUUAUUAGGGGCCUACAGUA